This is a messenger RNA of Oncorhynchus nerka (sockeye salmon), 2476 nucleotides long. RefSeq names its product BTB (POZ) domain containing 17a (gene btbd17a). Bases 193 to 1656 code for a protein of 487 amino acids. The transcript is spliced from 6 exons. Lineage: Eukaryota; Metazoa; Chordata; Actinopteri; Salmoniformes; Salmonidae. The record is from RefSeq and is a predicted model, not a curated record. Gene Ontology annotation, molecular function: protein binding.
AGACCGACCGACGGAGCAGGACAGCCAUAGGAUACCACAUGCCCAGCUAAGAAGGGGAGAAGAGAGAGACAGAGAAGGGGAUAUAGAGGAGAAUAGACAGAGAGGAAGGUAGAGAAAGAUUGAGAGGAGAAAGGGAGACGAGUGAGACAGAAGAAAAGUACUUUCUGUAAGAGUAGAGGAAAAGAAGGAGAGAUGCCUGCUGCCCUUCUCAGACCCAGAGUGGCCCUGGCCCAGACCAACCUGAUCAGCAUGCUGCUGUUGUCUCUCUGUCUCCACACCGGCUCCGUCACUGGAGGCAUAAUGAAGGCUGAUGAGACCCAGAAUGGUGGCGGGGACACCAUCAGCCACUCCCUGGCCCUGGUGCAGCAUCUGGAGGCCCUGCUGGCUCAGGGGAAUGGCAGUGAUGUGGCCCUCAGGGUGCAGACAGUGGGAGCAGAGCAGGUAAAGGUGAUCCAGGCCCACUCCCUGAUGCUGUCCCUGCAGAGCCCUGUGUUCGAAGAACUGCUGCUCAGCCGUAACGGCACCACCCUGGUCCUCCUGGAGACCGCUGAGUGUGCUGCCGUCUUCGACAAAUUCAUCAGGUACCUGUAUUGUGGAGAGAUCUCCCUGUGUCUGGAGCAGGCCACCUCUCUACACAAGCUGGCCACUAAGUACCGCGUCCAGGGCCUUCAGCAGGGGGUCACCCAGUACAUGACCCAGAACCUGGCCAGCAACUCCCCUUCUGGACACGUGGUGGAAUGGUACCAGUACGCCCUGCAGACUGGAGACGUGGCCCUGCGGGACAGCUGUCUGCAGUAUCUGUCCUGGAACCUGUCCUCUGUGCUGCAGAGUGGGGAGUGGACGCAUGUCAGCAACGACCUGCUCAUGACCCUGCUGCAGCGCUCAGACCUCAUCCUGCAGAGUGAAAUGGAGCUCUUCACGGCACUGGAGGCCUGGAUCAACCAGAACAAACCGGAUGCUCUAACGGCCGAGAACGCUCUGAGAGCCGUCCGUUAUGCCAUGAUGCCCCCUCUGGAGCUCUUUCGCCUGCAGACCCAGUCUCCUGUUCUGGCCCGCUACCAAGAGUCGGUCCGGGACCUCCUCUACCAGUCCUACCAGUUCCACUCCUCCUCCCCCCUCCACAUGGCCAAGUACUUUGAUGUGAACUGCAGUCUCUUCAUGCCCAGGAACUACCUCUCCCCUGCCUGGGGGAGUCCUUGGGUCAUUAACAACCCCAUGAGGGACGACCGCAGCACCAGCUUCCAGACGCAGCUGGGCCCCAGCGGCCAUGAUGCCAACAAGAGGGUGACCUGGAACUCCCUGUUCUCGCCCCGUUGGUUGCCCCUCAGCAUGAGGCCAAUGUACUCCGAACAGGGUUCCACACAGCCGACACGUGUUGACGGAGGCCGCCUGCGCAUCAUUAUUACUCCCGCUACGUCGAGUGCAGAGUUUGCCGGGGUGAGCUUCCAGAAGACGGUGGUGGUGAUGACGAGGAAGCAGGGAAAGAUGGUGGUGAGACAUGUUUAUAAUUUCCACCAGAGCACCGAGGAGACUGGUGAUUUCCUGGUGGAAGCCGAUCUGCACCGUAAGACAUCUGAGUACCUGGUCGAUGGUUCCCUCCAUCUACACAUCGUGGUGAAGCCGCUCUACCAGACCCUCAUAGCUACAAAGAAAUGACCACCUCCACUCUUUCUAUGCGUCCCAAUUCUCUAUCCUUCUGCUCUGAGUGUGCACUUGUUCACUUCCCUUCAGGUCACUUGUUCACUUCCCUUCAGGUCACUUGUUCACUUCCCUUCAGGUCACUUGUUCACUUCCCUUCAGGUCACUUGUUCACUUCCCUUCAUGCAUGUGGAGGAGUGCAUGAGUGCACACUUUGGGAGAAAUCCCUCUCCGUACAUGCAGUGGUAUGGUGGACACCAUGUAAGCCAAGCACUGCCCUCUUAAAGCACCACACUCAUAUCGCAUAAUACGCAAUGUCAAGGGAGAACCAACCCACCCCAUCAUGUCUGCAGUGUAUGGGAUACAUGGAUAGUAGACGAUAUCUGUUUGAUAGCUUUUAGAAACAUUUUGAACAGUAUUUAUUCAAGAUCAAUAUGUCUUUCAAACUUAGCUAUGUUUUAAAUAAUAUUUCUCUUGGUGAUAUUAUAUGCCAGGCAUUUACCUCCAAGGGGUCUUUGCCAUUCAUCACAUCUGACAUGGUCACCCUGUCCAGGUGCUUAUAGCCAUUCUGUUUCUCAUGUAGCAUACCAAGGCCUACAAACCAAAGUACUAGAAAUUGAUAGUGAAAUGGAUUGAAUCCAUAUAGCCAGUUUGUAUAAUAAAUAACACUAAGUUUAUCAAAAACAUUUUUAGAUUAGAUUAAUUGUCACUUAUUUUUAUUAAUAAUAGUAAAUAUUAGUUAUCUUAGAAAUUUUAAAAAAUCAUACAAAGUUUGAGGAGCUUUUAUUAUUCUCAUGUUGCUUGUGGUACCAUCCAAUAAAGCGAAGUUCUUCCAGGG